AUGGGAUCUCCUGCGGCUUCUUCUUCUUCUUCUUCUUCCCGUGCUUCGUCGUCGUCGGUCGGGUUUCUCCCGCUGCCAUGCUCCUCCUUCGUGUUCUUCCUGCUUAUCCUGCGACUCCUCUUAGGAGGGCUUAAGAGGAGGCUCCAUGGCUACGGACCUCGGGCUUACCCCGUUCUGGGCUGCUUGGUCUCCUUCUUCAAGAACAAGCACAGGCUUCUGGACUGGUACACGGAACUACUGGCCGCCUCGCCAACCCAGACCAUCGUCGUCUCUCGGCUGGGCGCCGUGCGCACCGUGGUCACGGCCAACCCCGCCAACGUGGAGCACAUCCUCAAGACCAACUUCGACAACUACCCGAAGGGUAAGCCAUUCACCGACAUGCUCGGGGACCUCCUGGGUAAUGGCAUCUUCAACGCCGACGGCGAGCUCUGGCAUACACAGCGGAAGUUGGCGAGCCAUGAGUUCACCGCAAGGCUCCUCAGGGGCAUCGUCGUGGGGUCUCUCGAGGCGGAGAUGGAGGGCAGACUCGCCCCAAUUCUUGGCGCCGCGGCGGACGGCGGCCAGGCUGUGGACAUGCAGGAGCUCUUCAAGCGAUUCGCCUUCGACAACAUCUGCAUGAUCUCGCUGGGGAUGGACCCCGGAUGCCUGGAGCCGUCAAUGCCGGAGUCCCCCCUCGCGAGUGCCUUGGACACGGCGUCGGGGAUCUGCGCGAGUAGAGGCGCGGCUCCUGUGCCCGCCGUGUGGAAGCUCAAGCGGGCGCUCGGAAUCGGGUCCGAGAGGGUGCUCCGAGAGAAGAUGGCCAUCAUUCACAACUCCAUAAUGGAACUGAUCAACCGUAGGAAGGAGGGACAGCUCGACGGAACGGUCAUCGGCGACGACUUCCUCUCGAAGUUGAUAUCAGCGGGCUACGCAGAGGAGGAAGUGCGGGACAUGGUAAUCAGCUUCAUCAUGGCGGGGAAGGACACCACCUCCUCCGCCCUCACGUGGCUAUUCUGGUUGUUGUCUCGGUACCCCGACGUGGAGCAGAAGCUGGUGGAGGAGGCGACAAAGAGGAAGGGAAGCCUGGAUUAUCAGACACUCAAGGAGAUGACCUGGCUGGAGGCCUGCCUCUAUGAGAGCAUGAGGUUGUAUCCUCCGGUGGCGUGGGACUCCAAGCACGCCGCCGGUGAUGACGUCCUCCCCGACGGUAUUCCCGUGUCGUCGGGGGACAGGGUGACCUACUUCCCUUACGGGAUGGGGAGGAUGGAGAGCUUGUGGGGUGAGGACGCUGCCGAGUUCAGGCCGAGUCGGUGGCUGGAUCGAGAGAAGAAGGAGACGGUGAAGAUGUCGGCCUUCAAGUACCCGGUCUUUCAAGGUGGGCCUAGGGUUUGCCUCGGGAAGGAGAUGGCCUUCAUCCAGAUGAAGUACGUCGUCGUAUCUGUGCUCCGGCGGUUCCAGCUCCGUCCGGUGAGUAGCGUCGAGCCUGUCUUCGUCCCUCUCAUGACCGCUCACAUGGCAGGUGGGUUGAGGGCCGUUGUCAGCUGGAGGUGCUUGGAAAAAUCGGGACAUCAGUGA
Molecule: messenger RNA, 1554 nt
Organism: Spirodela intermedia
Lineage: Eukaryota; Viridiplantae; Streptophyta; Magnoliopsida; Alismatales; Araceae
Source: the annotation of a GenBank genome assembly